GCAGGACGCACGCAAUGACGAGUAGCGCCAACGACGCCGCUGCCAGCACCACUACAGCCCGGCGCGCGGCAGGCGCCGGCCGCGGCUUCACGCUCCGCAGCACUCUCAGCUCGCUGCCCAGCGGACGCGACAACAACGACAGCAUGCGCAACAACAACAACGACAGUACUGGCAACGACGACGACGGCGCCGCAAUGCUUGCGCUGCUGUUGGCCAGCACAGACGUCGACGUCGACAUGGGCCUCGGCCACGAGAUGGGUCACGGCGCGGUCGCCUCGCCCAACGCUUCACGGCCGCUCGUCGUCGAUACGGGCAGCGCCCACAACAGCGGCGACGACAUCGCGACGAAUAGCUGUCACUGCCAGACACGUAAUGCCGUAUGCAGGACCCAAUGA
Saprolegnia diclina VS20 is the source of this 395-nucleotide messenger RNA. RefSeq lists its product as hypothetical. The coding region runs from base 15 to 395 and encodes 126 amino acids. The transcript has a single exon. The record is from RefSeq and is a predicted model, not a curated record. Lineage: Eukaryota; Oomycota; Saprolegniomycetes; Saprolegniales; Saprolegniaceae.